GCCAUCUCUCAACAAUCGAGGGAACUAACGUGUUUAUAACAUGUACGACACGAGUGCAUGCAUUUAACCCAUUCGCCGUUUAAUUUAAUAUUUAGAUUAAAACAGAGUAUUUAAUGAACUGUAGUUGUUAAAAAUAAGUGAUUCUAUGGCGUCUUCUAAGCAAAAUCCGAAAAAAUUCAAGUGGACGCUGGACUUCGCCCACAGGAGCAAACAAGAUAAAAAUGCAGAAUUGCCGAAUCCUCCGGGCUACACUCCAGCAGCAAGUCUCUCCCAGAGUAUUGAGCACUUGAGGGAGAACGACUCGAAUCACCUGAUAAUAAAGAAAUCCUGGGACCUGGCACUGGGCCCUCUCAAGCAGGUGCCGAUGAAUUUGUUCAUCAUGUUCAUGGCUGGCAAUUCCAUCUCCAUCUUCCCCAUCAUGAUGGUGGGGAUGCUGAUCAUCAGGCCUGUGAAGGCCCUGUUUACACUUCAACAGACAUUCAAAGUGAUCGAGGGAACCCACGCAUUCGGCCAGAAAUUCGUAUUUUUCCUCGGUCAACUAGUCAACAUAGCCUUAGCCCUGUACAAAUGCCAGUCAAUGGGUUUAUUACCCACUCACGCCUCAGACUGGCUAGCCUUCGUUGAGCCACAGGCGAGAUUGGAGUACUCAGGCGGUGGUCUAAUAUUUUCAUAAUUUUAUUCAUCUGAUUUUCUGGCCCACAAAUAAAUUGUAUCACCGUUCGACGAUUUCUUCAAGAAUGCAUAAAUUUUGUCUUAUCUCGCCAAGAUUAUAUUUCACAAAAAGUACAGAAUAAACAUCGUUAUUACAUAAUUAA
Molecule: messenger RNA, 815 nt
Organism: Diachasma alloeum
Lineage: Eukaryota; Metazoa; Arthropoda; Insecta; Hymenoptera; Braconidae
Gene: EMC4
Product: ER membrane protein complex subunit 4
Exons: 3
Coding region: 146-673 (175 amino acids)
Biological process (GO): protein folding in endoplasmic reticulum
Cellular component (GO): EMC complex
Source: RefSeq, a predicted model, not a curated record